UUUGACGGACACCAAUUUGUAUAUGCAUUAUUGAUGUUUUAAAAUAAAAAGUCACUUUUCUUUGUACAUUAGCGAAAGUUAAAUUAAAAUAUAUGAACACGAUGGAUGAGCUUUUAAAUGAAGUGGUACCACAAGAGGACUUAGAGAGGUUUGAAAAAAAAUAUAAUCACGAGCUUGAGUUGGACGGGGAAGUUACCACAGAGACAAAGUUUGAGUACUCUUUCUGUCUGGUUCGUAGUCGCUAUACAAACGACAUUAGAAAGGGAAUAAUGAUAUUGGAGGAGUUGGCACGUACGCAUCCAGACGGAAGACGUGAUUAUAUUUAUUAUCUUGCAUUUGGGAAUGCUCGUAUAAAGGAGUAUACUUCAGGCCUUAAAUACUGCAGAGCUUUCCUGGACAUUGAAUCUAAUGAUCAAGUGCGCUCUCUUGAGUCUGAAUUUCAGGAAUAUAUUAAGAAACAAAGUGACAAGGAAGUGGCAAAGGGUAUGGCUGUCGCUGGAGGAGCAGCCCUCGUACUGGGUGGAAUAUUGGGACUAGGCAUUGCUAUGGCAAAGAAUAAACAAAAACGAGAGAAAAAGUGAAAUCUUUACAUUUUCCGGAAUCAGUAACUCUCUGGACGCCUCUGCGAUCUUGGUGCUGACAUUUUUUAAUAAAAUUUUAUUUCCUACAGAUUCUUAAUCAUUUUUAUAUAAAGUUAAGCUUUGUUUAACCAAUAAAUGAUCCAACUGUA
Molecule: messenger RNA, 730 nt
Organism: Drosophila rhopaloa
Lineage: Eukaryota; Metazoa; Arthropoda; Insecta; Diptera; Drosophilidae
Gene: Fis1
Product: mitochondrial fission 1 protein
Exons: 6
Coding region: 93-581 (162 amino acids)
Biological process (GO): mitochondrial fission; mitochondrial fragmentation involved in apoptotic process; autophagy of mitochondrion
Cellular component (GO): mitochondrial outer membrane; peroxisomal membrane
Molecular function (GO): protein binding
Source: RefSeq, a predicted model, not a curated record